AUGGGAGAAUACAGCAUAAAUGAUAUAUCACAAGAACUCGCCAAGCAUUUGGAUUUUUCAGAGACUAGCACAGAGGCAGUACAUGAAAGAGGUCCAGAACAAUGUCGAAAAUGUAACGAACAAAAUGGAAGGAAUAAAACAGUCCUUAGAACAUCCUCGAAGGAACUUUAUGAGGCCGCUCAUCAUUUGGACGCUUUAUAUAAUAAGAUAGAUGCUUUAGAAUGCUUUGUCAACAUAGUAAAACAAACAGUUAACGAUGUAACAAACCGUGUAGAAGAAGCCGAAGCAUUCGUUACUAAUCCUAUUAAUCUUGUCUUAGAUACUUUAAAAAUAAACACAGCCAAGUCAAUAGAACCUUCUGAUUUAAAACUCCCUCCAAUGCGAUCAUUGAAUAUUUAUCGUACAUCAGAUUAUUUCCCUCCAGAAGCCGAAACCUCUGAACAACUAUAA
This is a messenger RNA of Dentiscutata erythropus, 450 nucleotides long. The record is from the annotation of a GenBank genome assembly. NCBI's taxonomy places the organism in Eukaryota, Fungi, Glomeromycota, Glomeromycetes, Diversisporales, Gigasporaceae.